CCACUCAUUCGGACGUGACCAAAAAAAGAGAAGGAAAUUUAGAGCUAGCAUUAACUAAACUUAGCCAAUACAACAAAACAAACGUCAUUCAUCUUCUCUCCCAAAAAAACAAAAACAUAGAUAGUUCCAAUUCUUAUAAUCUCAAUCUCUUUAAAAUGGCAACCUCUAACUUUGAAUCCAUUCGAGCUAGAGCUGUGUGGCGGACUUGUCUAGCCCCCGCCUUUCGGACCGCCUUGGCUUGUUCCAUAGUUGGGGUAGCCACCCUUUUCGGCCCCGAAUGUUUCAAGACCCAAGUCGCAUUCCCCGCUUUUUCCUACGUUACGGUUAUUCUCGUCGUGACUAAUGCCACGUUAGGUGACACUUUGCGUAGUUGUUGGCUCGCUAUUUACGCCACGAUUGAAGGUGUUUGCCCUGCUAUACUGAGCCUGUGGUUGAUCGGGCCGGCCCGGCUCACAGCCAGCACCACGGCUACUGCCGUGGCACUGAGCGCGUUCGUGGUGGUCCUGCCCGAAAACACUCACUUGAUAGCGAAGCGCAUAGCGCUAGGUCAACUAGUGAUUGUGUAUGUCAUAGCUUAUAUUAACGGUGGGCAAACGAAACAGGUUAUGCACCCGGUUCACGUCGCGGCUAGCACGGCCGUUGGAGUGGUGGCUUGUGUUUUAGCAUUGUUGCUUCCCUAUCCCAACCUUGCUUGUUGUGAGGUAAAAGAGAAAAGCAGGCUCUUCGUGGAAAAUGCUGCCGAGAGGAUUAAUCUAUUUGUGAAGGCUUUUUCGGCUGAAGACAACACUUCGGCACUUGCUUUAAUUUCCCAAGCCAAGUCCUUAGUUAUCAAUGGACCCAAACUUCUCCAAGCUAUUAAAUCCAAGCAAGAAAGCAUGAAGUGGGAAAGAUUUCCUUUCAAGUUCUUAAGACCAUAUGGAGAGAAUCCAGGGGAAAAAUUUCAAGAAAUCCAAGCACCCUUAAGAGGGAUGGAAAUUGCAUUAGAAAAUUCCUCUCCAUUUCCAGUUAGCAUUCUCAACACAGAGCUAAAAUAUGGUCUAGAAAAACUAGGAGAUCACAUCUCAAAGCAAAUCAAGAACAUGUCCCUUGACGAGUCCGCGACUGUCCCGGAGUCAAACGCACAUGACGCAGAAAAGUUCCUCCAAACACUUCAAACACUUCAACCAACGAAAAAAGACCUACCGUCUUUAUUUUUCCUCUUUUGCCUAAAAUUGUUGUUAAACAAACAAAUUUCCCCUUUAUCAGCCAAACAAGAAGAAUACAUUGGUUCCAACAAACAAAUUGAUCAUCAUCAAGAGGGAUUUAUGAGAAAGUUAUGGAACAAGUUGGCAAUUACUAUAAAUAGUAGAAGAUUUAUGGCAGCUUUUAAAUGUUCACUUUCAUUAGGCCUUUCAAUACUUCUUGGAUCAAUUUAUAGCAAGGAAAAUGGAUUUUGGGCAGGGCUACCAGUUGCAAUAAGCCUAGCAGCAACAAGAGAAGCAACAUUUAAAGUUGCUAAUGUUAAAUUACAAGGGACAGUGUUGGGAACAGUAUAUGGUGUCUUGGGAUGUUUUGUUUUUGAAAGAUUUGUGCAAAUAAGGUUGUUGUCUUUGCUUCCUUGGUUCAUAGUCAGCAGCUUUCUGAGCCGUAGCCGGAUGUACGGCCAGGCAGGUGGAAUUUCAGCAGUUAUUGGAGCAGUACUAAUUCUAGGUAGACAAGGAUUUGGUCCCCCAAGUGAAUUUGGGAUAGCAAGAAUCACAGAGACCUUCAUUGGAUUAUCAUGUUCCAUCAUGGUUGAAAUUUUGUUCAACCCAACAAGAGCUUCAACAUUAGUUAAAAUCCAGCUUUCCAACACCUUCAAAACCUUACACCAAUGCAUCGACUCAAUUACCUUUUCUUCCUCUAACAAAAACAACUUGGAGGAUAUCCAUAAGAAUCUAAAGUUCCACGUAAAUGAAUUGGGAAAAUUCAUAGCGGAAGCUGAGGCAGAGCCCAACUUUUGGUUUUUGCCUUUUAGUAGUGGUUGCUAUGGUAAGGUCAUGGAGUCCUUGUCAAAGAUGAUGGAUUAUGUACUUUUUGGGUCACAAGCACUAAGAUUCCUCCAACAACAUUCGACAAGUUCAGUCGACUGGAACAACCUGGAUAAUGACCUCAUGCUUUAUAAGGAUUUAAUCGGCACAUCCACUAAAUGUUACGCGGAGGUGAGUUUGGUAAAAUCACUUGCUAUACUUGACAAGGAAUUCGAGAAAAAGAAACUGCCAAUAGAUCUUGAGUUGGGAAAAUCAUCAUCAUAUAAUAUAAGGGCAUCAUCAAGUGAAGAGGGGAUUUUAAAUUCUUAUCUUCAACAUUCAAAUGAACUUGCGGAUUUUAUAGUCAAUGUUGAUAGUAAUAAAAGUGAUGAGAAACUUAAACGCCAAUUGGUUUUAAGUUUGAGCGCUUUGGGUUUUUGCAUGGAGAGUCUUGUGAAGGAGACUAAAGAAACAGAGAAGGCAAUUAAAGAAAUUGUACAGUGGGAGAACCCAUCGUGUCAUGUAAAUUUGUAUGACAUUGCUUGUAAAGUAAGGGCUUUAGCUAAUACUGAAACAAAUUUAAAUGAAUGAAAUUUCAAAAA
Molecule: messenger RNA, 2590 nt
Organism: Capsicum annuum
Lineage: Eukaryota; Viridiplantae; Streptophyta; Magnoliopsida; Solanales; Solanaceae
Exons: 4
Coding region: 156-2579 (807 amino acids)
Biological process (GO): transmembrane transport
Cellular component (GO): plasma membrane
Molecular function (GO): transmembrane transporter activity
Source: RefSeq, a predicted model, not a curated record